Alternaria arborescens is the source of this 4542-nucleotide messenger RNA. RefSeq lists its product as hypothetical. The record is from RefSeq and is a predicted model, not a curated record. Gene Ontology annotation, molecular function: GTP binding. Bases 1 to 4542 code for a protein of 1513 amino acids. The transcript has 3 exons. NCBI's taxonomy places the organism in Eukaryota, Fungi, Ascomycota, Dothideomycetes, Pleosporales, Pleosporaceae.
AUGUCGCGCAAUGAAGCGGUGUCGCCGCUGCGCAUCAACAAGACACCUACUCCCUCGCCCACAAAGGGAAGCGGCCGUCCCUUGUCAGAAAUCAGCCCCCAUGAGCACCGCAGGAACUCUCCCAGCUGGAACCAGACAACAAAGAAGAUUAUCCUCACCAAGGAGAGCUCGCCAUUCCGCGACUCUUCGCCUUUUACUCACAGCCCGCGUCUCUUCUGGAAGGAGCAGACCACUUCGCCCAAGAGCCGCUUCGACACGUCGGAGAACGAGUACGAGGGCAGCUCGCCUCUCUCGCCCAAGCGCAACUCCAUUGAGAACCUGAAGAAGCAGUCACGUGUCAAGAACAGCAGUAUGUUCGCGCGCGAGCAGAAACACGAGUACGAUCCCAGCUCGGUCCAACCACUCGACCGCCCACUCGCUGCAGGACGCCCUCUUAGCACCGCUAUCCAGGGCAACGCCUAUGGCGGCAAUGGCCUCCAGGGCCUGCGCAAUGAGAACGAGAGCCCCACAAAAGGUCACCACCACAGCCGGUCUGAGAGCCAAACACGGAUCCCCAUCCUGAGUCCGUCCAAGACGUCACCAGCAAAGCUUCCCACACAAUCUUCAUUCGCUUCACCAUCAAAGCCUUCUCCGUCUGAGGGCCGCAUGUCGCCGACCAAAUCUUCGCUUGUCAGCAACGGUCGCUUCAACUCGCCGCAGUACAAUGGGGACUCCAGCGCCAUCAUGUCAGAUGACGAAGAGCUCGUUCAUCAGACUCCCCGCCCACUGCGGCGUCAUGCUAAGAGUGUGACCUUCGACACAGCUCCACCCCAAAUUACAGAGUUUGAGUUGGUCACACCCGACCCUUCGGUCGCCACAAUGUCACGAGACGGCAGCUACGACUCCGAGGAGGAGACAGAAGAGGAGAUGAGCUUCGACCAGGAUGACAGCUUCGACGCUUCACUAGAGGACACCGAUAAGACUCCAGUUGUCCUGCCUGAGGACUGGCGCCACAUGAGUCCGCAAGCCGCAGACACUUCUCUGACCGAUCUCUACGAUGAUGUCUUUGACGGGCGUGAGAACAGUCCCAUGCCUUCAGCACGCCCAAAUGGCACGACCAACGGAUCGCGUGUCGGCUCAGUAGCGUCUGACAGCGAUGCUAGACCACUUCCUCCUCUUCCCGCCAUACAAGGUAGCCCCAACCGGCGGCGCGACUCCAGCAUUGGCCUUUCCGCUGCCGCAGAGCGAGUAAGCGACAGGCGGCGCUCCCUUCCUCAGCUUCCGCAAGCAGCUGGUAUCUCCAAGAGUGAUCUUCUCAGCAUGCGCGAGGUGUCUAUGUCGCUUGAGGAUCGGUUGCGUUUGAUGAACUUCGACGACGAUCGUGAUACAAGCACACCAACUCAGGAGAUGCAAAACAAGAAGAAGGCUGUAGAGGUUGACGUUGCAGAAGUGGACGUUACAGAGUCGGAGCUAACGCUUGACGAGCCGAAGAUUCCGCGUAUCUCUCGCGAAUCCAUCCUCCGCCGUGUCAAGAGCCGCACCUUUGACGAGGAUGAGGACGACGAGCAAGAGGAAGAUGACGAGGAGUACAGCACAUUUGAGCCCGAGUACAGUCCUGAGCGCAGCUAUGGCGACCUUGCUGACUUGGACCCCGAUGUCCCCAUUCCGUCACGUGAGGCCUCCUCCAACUUCGACGAGCAUCCGCGUCAAGUCUCUGUCAGCGAGGCCGAUAGCGUCGUCGACGCUUACAGUUACCACAACGCAGACAGGGCAGAAGAUGACCAUACUGAGGAAAGUGAUGUAGAUGGCAGCUCGAUGUCUCAGCUUGAAGACUACGAACGCGAAUCCUCUGUCAUUCGGCAUCCAAUGCCUCCACACUCAGAUGACGAAGAUGAUACUAGCCAAUACUCGCCUCAACCUGACGAACCGUCCAUUGUGCAGAGCACCAUCGACUCCUCCGGCCCAUCAACGCCCGUUGCCGCUCCCUCUUCCCCUGUCUCGGCAGAGAAGCAGGUGCCACAGGACGAGAUGUACUCCACAUUCGAAGGCAAGGACGUGGACCUUAGCUUGGAUCCUCUGAAGGCGUCUAUGGCGACAGCACCAAGUCCAUUGGACUCAGCCCCUAAGCUAGAUGCCAUGCGCGACUUCCUACGACGACCUGUCACGCCUGAAGCUCCCGACAUGGACGAGGAGCAGUCGGAGUCAGAGGACCCUGGUACUCCAGAUUCUGUCAUUCGUCACCCAAUGCCUGUCUCCCCGGCUCCUCAAGAGAACGCUCCAGAAGUUCCUCAACGCGAAGCCACCAUCCGAGGUGCGGGUGGAAAGUUGAAGACGCGGCCAUCGCUGAUUCCCGACGAUAUUGACAUGGCCGCUACACGCCGCCAGGUCAGUGGCCAGCAUGCUCCUCCUGUUCCUGAACGCAGUCCAAAGCGCCAAUCAAUGAGCCUCGAGCUUGGCAACGCCGACGACGAGAGCCAUGACGAAGACGAUACGCAAGUGAGCAUCACAACCAAGCAGAACCGCAUGUUGGACCUGCAGCUCGGUGACCUUAACCUUGGUGACGAUUCGACUGACCUCAGCUUCGGGCUGGACAAGGAGUUUGAUCACAUCAUUGAGUCACAAAAGGUACGAAAUCUCUUUCCUAUUCCCUCGCUCACCAGAUUGCCUGAAUCCAUUGCUGCUGUCGCGGACACAGCUUGUCAGAUGUCUGGUGGAAGCUUUAUUCAUAGGCACAGUCUCGCUAACGACAUGAUCCACGAACAGAAAGGAUACUUGAUGCGCGAAAACACAAAGGUCGUUGUUGCGAGCAGUCGCCAAUUCAGCGACGAGAAGCCUCCUACUCCUACCGAGGCGACGAGCGAGGCAGCUGCCAAGCCUGUCUCUCGUAAGACGAGCGCCGAGCGCAAGCCCGCCUGGACAAAGGAGCCCUGGAAUGGUAAGCCUCGUAGGAAGAGCAUCCGAACGGCAUCUGGUCGUCGUACUCGCACCUCCGAGGGCCCAGCGCCACCUCUUCCUGGCCAAGAAUCCGCUGUCGCUGGCGGACUAGACUCUGUUGCUGAGCAGGGAGUUGACGGCGAGCCUGAAGAAGGUGAGGAGCGCGGCCUGGUUUUCGUCAAGGUUGUUGGCGUUAAGGACCUCGACCUUCCCCUGCCAAAGCAUGAGCGUACCCAUUUCCAGUUGACGCUAGACAACGGCCUGCACUGCGUCACAACGUCUUGGCUAGAGCUUGGUCAAUCUGCUCCCAUCGGGCAAGAGUUUGAGCUUGUCGUCAUGGAUGACCUUGAGUUCCAGCUUACACUGCAAACUAAGUUGCAGCCUCCAGCGGUGCCCCAGGUUGUCGCGGCGCCUACUGCUAAGGCUGUAAAUCACAAGAAGUCACACUCUGCUUUCCGCAACCUCCUCUCAUCGCCAAAGAAGAGGAAAGAGCAGGAACGCAAGGCUCAAGAGGAGGCUGAUCGCAUCGCCCAACAGGAGCACCAAGAAGCUCAAGCCGCCGCCAAGCGUAAUCAAAAGGCCACCGCGUGGGAUCUUCUCCACGACCUUGUCGGACCCGACGGCUCUUUUGCCCGUGCUUACGUUUGCCUCAACAACCAUGAGAACCAAGCCUAUGGUCGUCCCUUGACCGUUGAUAUUCCCUGCUUCAACGAGUGGGCUGUCGACAACACCGGCGCCAGCAGUGUCAAGAGCAAGCGUGGAGGUGUUGUUCGUCGUCCACCUUACCGGGUGGGUAAACUUACCCUUCAGCUUCUUUAUGUUCCCAAGCCCAAGAACGGAAAGGAUUCGGACAUGCCCAAGAGCAUGAACGCUGCUAUCCGUGAACUCAAGGAAGCUGAGCAAGUCAAGGACAUCAGCUUCGAAGGGACGUUGAGCCAGCAGGGUGGAGAUUGUCCGUACUGGCGACGCCGUUUCUUCCGCUUGGAAGGUACAAAGCUUACCGCUUACCACGAGUCCACACGGCAACCUCGUGCUACCAUCAACCUGGCCAAGGCCUCCAAGCUCAUUGACGACAAGAGCGCCCUUCAGCAGCCAUCUGCUACAAAGUCUGGUGGUCGUCGCAAGUCCGGAUUUGCUGAUGAUGAAGAAGGCUACAUGUUCGUAGAAGAAGGCUUCCGCAUUCGUUUCGCCAACGGUGAGGUCAUCGACUUUUACGCCGACAGCCGCGAACAAAAAGAGGCCUGGAUGAAGGUGCUCUAUGAGACUGUUGGCAAAGACAUUGCUCAGAAUAAGGGCUGGGCUGCCAUGGUCCUUGAGAAGGAGCGCAAGGAGAAGGCUACGCGGUCACAGAUUGGCGCACCAAUCUCACCAACCAAGUCGCAUCCAGUGCCAAAUUCACCGAGCGUCAACCGCCGGCCUUCUCACGCACGCACCCAAUCUCACGACAUAUUAGGCUCCAUCAAAUCAACUCCGUCAAGUCCCGUCAAGGGGCACGCCCGCACACAGUCGCAUGCGCCUCCUCCACCUCUAAAGGAUGUUCGCAUGUCACACGCACCACCUCCACGACCGCGAACCCAGGAGUCAGGGAAGCCGGGACGUAGAGAGCAGGUUCGAUCGAUGAUUUUCUAG